Molecule: messenger RNA, 1344 nt
Organism: Ylistrum balloti
Lineage: Eukaryota; Metazoa; Mollusca; Bivalvia; Pectinida; Pectinidae
Product: leucine-rich repeat-containing protein 1-like
Exons: 2
Coding region: 1-1344 (447 amino acids)
Molecular function (GO): protein binding
Source: RefSeq, a predicted model, not a curated record
AUGGCAACACAUGGAUUGUUAAUGAUUAUUGACACAAAUGGUUCUUUUGUACCUGACGAUCCAAGACCUUGUCCAGUGAAGACUCCGUGCAAAUGUAGCUUUAACGAAAUAGAAUGCAGCAAUCUUACUCAGACAGAAUUUCCGUCCUUCACCAAGGUAAACGCUUCGUGGAACUGUUGGAGUCUCGUCAUGAACAAUAAUUUCAAUAUUAAGAGGAUUCCAGCUGGAGCUUUCGAUAAUGUUCCAUUUUGUAAUCUUCGUAUUAGCCAUAACGGCUUUGAAAUAAUGGAGGAUGGAGCACUGAAUGGAUCAGAACCAUAUCUUGGAACUAUUUUUAUGCAGUUCAAUAAAUUUAAGGAACUUCCGAACGAAAUUGCACGAAUGCCAAACCUCACUAUGCUCAGCAUCAAUGAUAACCCUAUCGAAACACUUCCACAGAAAAUGGCUUUCUCGUCAACUCUACGGUUUCUCGAUGUCGGAUCGCCGGAAAUGACGACAUGGCCUGACUCAAUUCGAACUCUAAAAUCCGUUUGGAGUUUAACGCUAUAUAAUUUACCAAUGUCAGAUCUACCUUCAGAUGCAUUUGAAGGUUUAGAAAACGCUGUCAGCCUUUUGACGUUUACAUCAACAAAAUUCAAAGCUUUUCCGAAAGCACUGAAGAGACUUAAGACAACGACAGGUCUGUCUAUCACAGAUAAUAUUGAAUUGAAAUCUGAAGGCAUACCUGAUGACGCUUUGAGUGGAAUGGACUCUCUUGGAGUAAUUUUCAUAAGUAACAGCAGUUUAACGCGUGUUCCAAAUAUAUCCACUAAUCCAUUUCUUACCUAUCUGACCAUAACCAACUCACCACUGUCGACAUGGGAUGUAACUACAUUACCGAAACAGCCACUGAUACAGUCAAUAGAUUUCAGUAACACGGAUAUAGAUCGUAUUCCAGUCCCUGUGCGCCAUAUCAGGAGUUUAAAUACGCUUACGAUGCAUAAUACCAAAGUGACAAAUAUUGGACAAGGGGACCUGGCAGGUCUUCAAAAAUUACGUGAAUUAAGCCUGGACAAAACUCCUCUAGCCAAUAUAUCAAUGGAUGCAUUCAACGAUACGUACAGCCUUCAAUACCUGAAUAUAGAUUUUACAAAACUUCCGGGGUUUCCCAGAGCUAUUGAACGACUUCCGGCCCUCAGAGCCGUUGGAUUAGACAACAUACCUAUUGAGUGUUCCUGCUCAGAACUCGGAUGGAUGAAACAUUGGAUCGGCCUUCAGCAGUUUCUUGAUGGUGGUGGACAGUGUCACAAUAUACACAAGUAUUUUACAGACUACAUUCGCGAGGAUAUACCCAAAUGUCCCUGA